CUACGGAGUAUAAUCUUACCCUGAUUACUUAAUAGGCAAGUAAGAGCCCCUAAUGUUUAGAUAAAGCACUCACAAACCAAAUACCUCGAAGUUUACCAUCUCAUGUCUGUUGAUAUAAAGAUACCACCUAGAUUGAGCUCAAGGUCGAGUGUUCUCGACAUCGUCGGUGAUAGUCCGGGGUUAAGCUCGCGGUUAAGCUCGCCGUUAAGCCCGAACAAGAAGAUAUAAAUUCGCGUAUUUGAUUGGAAUGGAGUAGGCCUGGAUAAAAUGUCGAGACAGCUUCGACUGUGCCGUCAAGAUGACUGCGACACCGAGUCAGAGAAAUGCCCCUGAUAUCCGUCAGUUCGUGGCAACCCUCCACAGCACCCCAUACCCUGCAAUCGACCCGGCGCUCGUCAAGCUUCCUUCCCCCUAUGUAGUCUGCAUUAUCGGGGGAGGAGGUGCAGCAGGAGGGGGUCUUGCUCGGGCAUACGCUCGCGCUGGAGCGUCGGGGAUCAUUCUCGCAGCCAGGAACCGGCAACGACUGGAAGAGGCUGCGAAGGAAAUCCGGAGCAUUGCGCCCAACGCCAAGGUCGUCGUUGCAGGAUGCGACAUCGCCUCAGAUACCAGCCUCGGGGAACUGGCCACCACAACGCGCACAGAAUUCAAUGGUCGGCUGGACGUGGUUGUCGCAAACGCAGGCUAUUCUGGGCUGAUCAUCGCGGAUGUCCUGCAGGAGACGGCCGAGGACUGCGAGACCGCAUUCAACGUCAACACCAUCGGCACCUUCAACGCGGCCCGCCACUUUCUCCCGUUGUUGCUUGCGACCAAGUCGGGAGCCAAAAGUUUCCUUGCCAUCUGCUCCAUGGCGGCGCCGAUGGUGGCGGGGCCCAUGGCGCACACCCAUUACUGUGUAAGUAAGGCCGCCCAGGCCCGGAUCAUCGAGAUGAUAUAUGAGCAGUACGCGGGCCAGGGUCUUUUCUGUGCCAGUGUACACCCUGGAGGAUUGAAGAGCGAAUUUGCGAAAGCAAUGCCAGAAGACAUGCUUCACCUUCUCACCGAACAUCCGGAUCUUGUUGGCGCAUUCUGCCUCUGGUUAACCAAACCUGAAGCCUGGAGACAGAAGAAGGCUUUGAACGGAAGGUUCCUCUCCUGCAAGUGGGAUGUCAACGAGCUCGAGGGGCGGUUCGACGAGAUUCUCGACAAGGAUCUGCUGAGGCUCCGGUUUGCUGUGAAAUAUCAGAAGUUACCUACUAAUAAUUUGUUAACUAGUUAUGGUUACUACAAGGUAUAUGCAGACCUCCUGCAGACUACUAGGCUAUAUUGCAAGUUCCAGCCAUUUGGACGCUGUACGGAGUAUUACUCCGAGGUGAAUUUCAUCGAUACAGAAUAA
Penicilliopsis zonata CBS 506.65 is the source of this 1372-nucleotide messenger RNA. RefSeq lists its product as hypothetical. The transcript is spliced from 5 exons. The record is from RefSeq and is a predicted model, not a curated record. The coding region runs from base 299 to 1372 and encodes 357 amino acids. Lineage: Eukaryota; Fungi; Ascomycota; Eurotiomycetes; Eurotiales; Aspergillaceae.